UUAUGAUUUUUGGCAUAAAAAUAGAUAAUUUUGACCCAUGCAAUGUAUUUUUGGCUAUUGCUACAAACGUGCAACUUAAGACUGGUUUUGUGGUCCAGGGUCACAUACUUCAAAUGAGAGAUGGUUACAAAAUGAUUAAUCUGUAUAGAGUUAGAUAUUUUAUUUUACCAAUAUGUUAUAUGUCACUUUUAAAGCGACACGUCCUGUUUUUUUUUUUUUUUUUUUUUUGACUUAAAAUGAAACCUUAUUAUAAGUUUAGGUGUGAUGUCAAAUAAGUUAUUAUCAGAAUAUAUUUUGCAACCUCAGUCAUGAGCAUAUGGUGAGUAACAGUUCCAUCGGGAAACAGGAUUCAAGUGAAAAGAGUAAUGUGAAUUAUCAUCAGUCUAAUAUUUGUCUCGCGAGGCAGCAGUUCAAAUAUAAUGCUACUUUUUCUGUGUGUGCUGUAUCUCGUCCUGUGCCACCAGGCAUUUGGGAUGGACCUACAGCAACCUUACAAUCGAAAUAUCGGCCAUAAGUCUGUUCAAGCAAUGAAGUUAUACGUCAGCAGCCUUUGCAAGCCACGUGAAACGUUAGUAAAAGUUGAAGAUGAAUUCCCCGAGGUGAUGCACAGACGUAUUUUCCCCUCAUGUGUGCCCCUGCAGCGCUGUGGCGGCUGCUGCUCUGAUGAGGCAACGCUGUGUGUGAAUGUGAGCUCAUACACCACUGUGCUGCAGUUUAUGCAGUUGAAUGAGGAGAAUAUUGAGCUGCCGUUUGUUGAACACAGCCAGUGUCAAUGCAGGUUCAGAGACCAACUAUGAUGCUUAUUGGAAACAGCUCAUCCAUGCCAUAGAUAUUGUAAUCUGCUUAUUUAACCAGUUGUUUUAUAUUUUAUCAAGUUAUUUAAAUGAAUUAGUAUUACUAACACUACUAAUAUAUUAAAUAUAAUAAUAACAACAUUACUUUUAUAUUUAAUAUUAUGUAAAACAUGUUGGUUUAUUUAAGAAAAACAUUUGCGGUUCACUUAAGUAUAAUUAUUUAUUGUAACUUUCGUUUACUUUCAAAAACAUUUUUUCAUGCAAUUGUUUUUUAUGCAAAUCCAUCAUACAAGACGAAAUAAGAACAGACAUUGCUUCUAGUAAAAGUAAGCUAUUGCAUUAAUAUAUAAGAUGAGAACAUAAUCAGAAAGAAUGUCAAACAUGGUACAUAUUCUGAAUCUGGUGCCUAUGUUUUGAUUGCUUUAAUAAAAGAUUUUAACUCAAA
Messenger RNA from Cyprinus carpio (common carp), 1239 nucleotides. Its product is annotated as snake venom vascular endothelial growth factor toxin. Lineage: Eukaryota; Metazoa; Chordata; Actinopteri; Cypriniformes; Cyprinidae. Gene Ontology annotation, biological process: positive regulation of protein phosphorylation; positive regulation of endothelial cell proliferation; sprouting angiogenesis. Gene Ontology annotation, molecular function: chemoattractant activity; vascular endothelial growth factor receptor binding; growth factor activity. The record is from RefSeq and is a predicted model, not a curated record. Gene Ontology annotation, cellular component: membrane.